Messenger RNA from Daucus carota subsp. sativus, 918 nucleotides. RefSeq lists its product as uncharacterized. NCBI's taxonomy places the organism in Eukaryota, Viridiplantae, Streptophyta, Magnoliopsida, Apiales, Apiaceae. The transcript has a single exon. The coding region runs from base 1 to 918 and encodes 305 amino acids. The record is from RefSeq and is a predicted model, not a curated record.
AUGGAUAAGUCGUGGAUAUCGAAAGACAGAGAUUCGUUAGAUUUUAAAAUAGGUGCUGAAGAAUUCUUGAGUUUUGCGGAAGAAAAUAGUAAAGAUCCUAAACGAAUUCCUUGUCCAUGUUGUCGAUGCGUCAAUUUCAAAAAGUUCUCAACCAAAAUAAUAAGGGGACAUAUCUAUGAUUAUGGAUUUAGUUUGGGCUAUGUUGACUGGAUUUGGCACGAAGAUAAUGCUGCUAGGCGUACUAGGUCAUCCGUAGGCGGUACACAUCCCGCUUCGGACCAACACACGGAGCAUUUUGCUGCAUCUGAAACCGUUGAGGUCUGUGAAGCGGCGUUUAAUGCGAGUGAGUACGAUAAGGAUUCUUAUGAUUUUAGGAGGUUUGUGGUUGAUGCCGAACAAUCAUUGUUUGAGGGCAGCGAGUGCACCAAGUUACAGUCGAUGAUAAAAUUGCACAGUUGGAAAGCUAGUUUCGGGAUUAGCGAUACUGCCAUCACUGAGCUGCUGUCUCCAGUUGGCUCUUUCCUUCCGAAAGAUCACCUACUGCCUCCUAACUCAUAUGAAGCGAAGAAAACUUUAUCCGAUUUAGGCCUUGAGUACAUUAAAAUCGACGCCUACCCGAAUGACUGUGUACUGUACAGGGGCAUACAUUCUGAUGCCUCUGAGUGUCCUAAUUGCAAGUUGUCUCGCUGGAAAGUAGGGAAGAAUGGUGAACUUAGGAUUAAAGUCCUAGCCAAAAUCAUGUGGUAUUUUCCAAUCAUUCCGAGAUUUAAACGGCUGUUUAAAUCUCCUUCUACUGCAGCACUCAUGACUUGGCAUGCAAACCAGCGCAUAAUUGAUGACAAAAUGCGACAUCCGGCAGACUCUCCGUCUUGGAAGAAUAUCGAUUACCGCUGGCCAGCCUUUGGCAAUGAACCUUGA